Molecule: messenger RNA, 3587 nt
Organism: Porites lobata
Lineage: Eukaryota; Metazoa; Cnidaria; Anthozoa; Scleractinia; Poritidae
Source: the annotation of a GenBank genome assembly
AUGGCAAAAGUCCACACGCCACGAAACAAGGAUCUUGCACCGGGUAUCGGAAGGUACAGCAGAUCGGCCAUAUACAAAAAGAGGGCUCUGUACAAGAGGAAAAAGACUGGAGUAAAGAAGGAAGUGACCGAGGAAGCGAAAACUCGAGUCAAAGAGGUUGGAGGAGAUAAAAAUGGAGGUACAAGAGUUGUCCCUGUUAAGAGAGAGGUAUGCUAUUGAAGUUAUCAAUGCACCUUUUUCAAUGAUUUAACAGAUAGUAUAGACAGAUAUUUCACCUGUUGUAUGUGAUGUCUUGAUACUCAUUGUCCAUCCCCCUGGGGGGUGACCCAAGGCAAGGGAGGGGACUUUGUGAAGGACCCAGUGAAAGUGCUUAAAUUCCCCCUCCUUAAUAGGGGCACAGAGCAAUCAAAGUUAACAAAUUCAAUGUAUCAAAGAUAUUCAAAAUAACCUUGAGAUGCCAUUAUUAUGACCCAGCAUCUCCGAUAAUCAGACUGUCCAACCAUCACAAUCUUGUCGGAUUCUUCCAAUUUUGCUUGAAAAUCCUGAAUCCAGACUAACAUGUGAUCAGAAUAGGAAAAAUCCCGAUUUUGACAUUUGUUUUAAAAUUUUCAAAUGAAUUCUUAUGAUAAAUACACAAGGACAUCUAACAGAGUGUACUUAACUGUCAUGUAAUGUUGAGCACUGUCAUGUGACACAUUACCAUUUUCAUUGUAUCUUUGCAUGUGAAUACAGGAAGGAUUAGAUAACCAUCGUUCCUAACUUGUGGCUUUGAAUUGUUGAGAAUUUUUCCUGGUAAACAACCUCCCAUUAAUAGGCAGAGGUUGCUUACCUGGGGAAAACCAUUUUUUCAGUGUGUAUCGUUUAUUUCUUCUGUAGUCUCGCUAUUACCCAACAGAAGAUGUAAAACAACCCCUGAAGAACCGCCGAAAGGCCAAGCUCACUAAGUUGAGGUCGUCUAUCACUCCUGGGACCAUUCUUGUGCUAUUGGCUGGUCGUCACAGAGGCAAGGUUAGCAUAUAGGCAAGGCCACACCAUUCACAUAAUCAAGAAGCUGUUGAGUCAUUAAAUAUCCUGACAUUCUUGUUAUGUGCUCUGGAAAAUAUUAUUUUAAGGGCCAGUGUCAUUUACUUGGGUGUUUGUACUAAUGAAAAUCCCUAGAGUGAUUAUGGCAGAAUAGUAAAAAUACGCACAUUGUCAUCAUCAUAAACUUUGUUUAAAAGUCUAAUCUUCAAUCAUGUAAUAAGAGACCCACCAAUGGGUCUUAAACAAGUUAACAAAUUAAUGUAUUUAGACUUGCAUAUGGCUUUAAUGGACUCCCCUUUUCUGAUACAUUUCAUUUGCUUUUGUCCUUUUCUAAAACACAGCAUGACAGUUGUGUGUAAUAUAAAGGUGGUCCGUGGUCGAAAAACUCAAAAGUUACUAUUACUUUGACUUGCACACAGGAGAAAAAUGUAUUAGGGUUGUCAUUAAGAGCCGGGGGCCGGGGAUUUUCUCCGGCUACUUUUAUUGGAAAAUAGAAGAAAAAUAGAACCAAGAGAAAUCCCUAACCGUUUGAUUCCCCGCCUACUUGUUGUAUUUACCCGGCAACUUGAAAUCUUAGUGACAACCCUGAUGUAUGCAAUGCUUAUAAAGAGAUUUGUCCAAUUAUAAUCAAUUGAUUGGUCAGGACAAUCUGAUUAUUUCUGAUUAUCAAUCUCUUUCAUACAAUGUAGCAGGGUAGGGUCAUAGCACUUUAGCAGGGUCAUUCAAAAAUGAGAAAAAUUUAAAAAAAAAAAUUGUUUCUUUUUGCAGAGGGUUGUCUUUCUCAAACAACUUGCUUCUGGCCUUCUUCUUGUUACAGGUAACAUUUGCAUGUUUUACACUUCUGUUUUGUUUCUCUAAUAAGCAUUUUCUCCCUUUGCCAAACGUUAGCCCGGUGAGGGGCAGGUACCUCUAAUUUAAGAAUUUUUGGGUGGGGAUGUGCUGCUGGGACCCUGGAACCCUUAGCCUACACCAGAGCUAGUUCAGCUGAAUUUUGCUAUGCUAUGCUGGACUAAACUCCCCAAUCCCCCCAGCCUCCCCCACUAUCCUAGAGUAGCUUUUUUGGCUGAGUUGCAUAAAAUCAUGGUAGACGAACAGUGGUAGAGGGAUAUGUUUGUUAGAACUGGAAGAGUGUUUCAGUUCGGCUUUUACCAUCAAAUCCUUGCUUUCCCUAGCCUGCAUUUCAAGCAUUUCUGUGUGAGUUUGUUGAGAACGCUUGGACAUGUAACUGUAUUGGAAAUGAUUGCUACAGGGUAUGCCUUUCCUGAAAUCUGCCAUGCAAUUCAUGUUACACCAAGGCAAACCCACAUAUAGCUUGACGCUUACCCUGGACCAAAGACUGGUUUCUUUUAGCUUUGUACUUUGGUCCUAAGUUGAACUUGCGUACAAAGCCGAUGUUAGUAAAACAGGACAAUAGAAGAAGAAAAAGUUAAAGCCGAGUGUCACUAGGGUCAAUGCAACAUAUGUAUUUCUAGUCAGCAUUAGGCUCAGGAUAUAUAGAGGGUAUUACAUGGCCGCGCGGAGAUACGAAAUUUCUCUUCGAGUGUUGAAAAAUAUUUCACAAGUGAGCGCAGCGAACGAGUGAAAUAUUUUUUCAACACGAUUUGUUAUAUAAAGUGAAGUUUGACAUUUAAUCCAUUUGUAUUCCAUUCUAAUGAACUUUGCAUUGAUUUUUUAGGACCCUACAAGGUGAACGGUGUCCCUCUUAGGCGAAUUUCCCAAGCUUAUGUAAUUGCUACGAACACUAAAAUAGAUUUGGGCAACUUCAAGCUUCCUGAACGCCUGACUGACGAUUUCUUCAAACGCGAGGCGAGGAAGAAGAAACGCUCAGAGGACAUGUUUGAAGAUGUUCAGGAGGUACUUUAACUUGUCAGUCCAGUCCAUUUUGUUUAGUAUUACCAAUUACUUACCCUUAUUCAGGACAGAACUUGUCAUUAGAGAAUAAAAUACAUGUUGUAAAAUACCAAAAUCAUGGCUUCAUGACAAACAAAUAUGUGUCUUAAGCAUUGUGAUAAAAGUUGCAAUCAACUGAGAAAAAGGCGAACAAGUUUCAAAAACCCCAACUGUAAUCUUGUUAAAGAUCAUAAAUGUCGUCUUUUGUAUUUGUUGUGUUAUUUAACCCUUUAAGUCCCAGUAGUGACCAAGAUCAAUUAUCUCCUAACAUUAUCCAUACACUCUCAAGAGAUAAGUUAUGAGAAUUAAUAAAAUGAUCACCCUGGAUAGAAAAAAUUGUGGCAGAUCUUAAAAUAGUGUGGUGAUCAACACAAAAACACUCCCCUCCUGCAGUUGACUAGCUCACAUGCGCAUGCUUCUCAUGUAGCUCCCCUGUGGCUGGGACUGACAGCAAUGUAGAACUUAGACUAAAUUGCAUAAAGCUUUCAUAUUCAUAACUUUCAUAACUGGUUCUGUUUCAGGAGAGGAAACCAAGUGAGGAGCGUGUAGAAGACCAAAAGACAGUGGAUGAGCAAAUACUUCCUGAGAUCUCCAAGGUGCCACACCUCAAGAAGUACUUGAAGACUUUGUUUUCACUAAGAAAGGGGCAGUACCCUCACUUGAUGAAAUUCUGA